AUGGAAGCUAUCAUUAUUGAAAUUUUGAAUAAAAGAGCAAUGAAGGGUCAACAUGGGGAGGCAAAUAUGUCCUUCUGGGAUGAAAAGAUGAGGGGGCAUUGGAAUGGCUUGAAGAUUCCCCCUUACAUUGGACCAGGGCCUAAGCUAGGUAAAGGAAAUAGGGAAACUUGUGUUUGGAAACCACCUAAGAAUGGAUGGUUUAAGAUAAACUUUGAUGGAGCUUCCAGAGGUAAUCUAGGACAAGAUGGCAUUGGAUGUUCUCUUCACAACUCAGAUGAGACCGUGGUGGCACGGAGAGCGAAACCAAUAGGCAUGGAAACUAACAAUAGGGCAAAAUCCAUGGCGCUAGUGGAAGGGCUCGAAAUGUGCAUGGCAUCAGGAGUGGAGAAAUUGGUUGUUGAAGGGGAUUUGACCAUUGUAAUCAAUGGUAUGAAAAAAGGAUCCAUCCUAAACUGGAGGUUAGAUGCGUUGCUCAAUAGAGCUCUAAACUUGAGCAAGGCCUUCAAGAAGAUCAUAUUUAAUCACAUCUUCUGCGAGGGUAAUUUUAAGGCUGAUCAAUUAGCUAAUAUGGGAGCAGAUGGUAUCUACAUAGAUUAA
Cryptomeria japonica (Japanese cedar) is the source of this 597-nucleotide messenger RNA. RefSeq lists its product as uncharacterized. Bases 1 to 597 code for a protein of 198 amino acids. The transcript has a single exon. Lineage: Eukaryota; Viridiplantae; Streptophyta; Pinopsida; Cupressales; Cupressaceae. The record is from RefSeq and is a predicted model, not a curated record. Gene Ontology annotation, molecular function: RNA-DNA hybrid ribonuclease activity; nucleic acid binding.